CCCUGACGGCCCCCAAGCCUAAGGUAGUGGCCUCUUCACCUCUUCUCUUUUCCUGCGGCUGCUCCGGUUCGUCUGAGUCUGCACAAUUCUAGGCAUUAUUAUUGCUUCUCAUCUUGCAUCAGUAUCCGCCAACAUCCACAUCGUCUCUUUGUUGCUCACCUAAGCCCUUGACCUCUCCGUUUCUUCUCUAUCACUUCGGAUUGCCCGGAAUCUCUUCUCGGUCGACCUCUCUCCUCACCUCCUCGCUUCCUACCGCUCUCCUGGUCGCCGUCGCUCCCACAGUCCUCUUCCUCGAGAACACAGACACCCCUCACACGCCUCAAGAAACGGCUUGACAACUCUGCGCACCCAGCCAGCUCGACGCUGCGACGCUGCGAUGCAGGCCUCCCUUCCGUCCUGGAAGGACACCGCUCUUUCCAAGAAGCACAUUCAGAUACCAUGGCGGUCAAUACAGAUCCUCGUCCCUCAUAGACUACGGCGCAAGCUGAGAUCAAAGCUACGAAACCGACAAUCUCCUGCCUCGACCUUCGCAAAUCUCCAGACCUCUUUCUCUCCUGCAGACACAUUACGAGCCCUACAGAACCACAAAUGGUCAAUCUACGAUGCACAAUGGCUUUUCCUGGCCUUCAUUGGGAUUUUCUCUUUGAGCAUAAUUGAGUCUCCGGGUCCCCUGGUCAAGACGGCGGUCGCUACACUGCUACUCACGUCCUUGGUAUUCCCAAUCACUCGACAAUUCUUCCGUCCUUUCAUGCCCAUAGCCGCUUACCUUAUCCUCUUCUACGCUUGCAGGUUUAUCCCAGCCGAAUGGAGACCUCCCAUCUGGGUCAAAGUCCUACCUGCGCUCGAAAAUAUCCUCUAUGGCGCAAACCUAAGCAAUAUCCUUUCCGCCCACAAGAACACUAUACUCGAUCUGCUGGCGUGGUUUCCCUACGGCCUGGGACACUUUGGAGCUCCAUUUGUGUGCUCCGCAAUCAUGUUCAUCUAUGCACCACCAACGACAGUACCGGUUUUCGGGUUCGCAUUCGGCUACCUAAAUCUCAUUGGGGUCAUUACUCAGGUCGUGCUUCCUUGUUCCGCGCCAUGGUACGAGAACAUGUACGGCUUAGCUCCAGCAAACUACUCGAUGAAAGGCUCGCCAGCCGGUCUGGCGCGUAUCGACGCACUUCUAGGAUUCGAUAUGUACACUUCUGGUUUCACGGCGUCUCCCAUGGUUUUUGGAGCAUUCCCAUCACUUCACGCCGCUACCUCGACCCUCGAAGCACUUUUCAUGAGCCACGUCUUCCCGAAACUCACCCCUCUAUUCGCAUUCUACGCCAUGUGGCUGUGGUGGGCUACCAUGUACCUGUCACAUCACUACGCUGUGGACCUGGUUGCGGGCAGCAUGCUGGCUGGUGUCAUCUUCUACUUUGCAAAGGCCAAGUUCCUUCCUCGUCUCCAACCAGACAAGAACUAUCGGUGGGAUUACGACUUUGUCGAAAUUGGAGAGCAGAGUGAUUAUGGCUACGGUCUUGCUGGUAUUGGUGGCAGUCAUCCCGACAGCGACGAAUGGACGAUCGGCUCUUCGUCCUCCAUCUCCUCCGGUUCGUUGAGUCCAGUUGAGGAAACCCAAAAUGUCUGGACCGAAGCCUAUUCCAACCACGAAAGAUGAGACUAUUUCUCCAUUUCGACUUCUCCUUUAGUUUCAGCACUUUCGGCAGGGCGUUUUCCGUACGAGUCCAUGCCAUGCUUUACGGUUGGGAACUUGCAUAUGAGCGACACUUUUUUAUGACUUUGCAAAUAGACGCGAUGCGAAGUUCAAUGACUGCGAGCCGACGAUCAUUAUGUCCGGGGAUUCCCCAACCGAUCGCUACAUCCUUGCAGGCUCUUAAUCAGGCGGCUCGGACGGCUGCAAGGAUUCACCAUCUACGUUUUUGUUCUCGCGCCCAUAUUUUGUCGGGAAUGUUUUUACUUGGUAUGAUGUUGUCACCUUGCACAGCAGCACCAUCGUGUUUAGCCGGACUUAUUGCAUGUAUUGGUGAUUGGAUUGGGUACGGACAAGGUUGACUCUAUUACGCCUUGCAUUUGUUGCCAAGGAGAGAGGGCGGCGUUUUCAUCGAGAGGAGAGCGGUUUUCCAUCCGUUCAGCGGCUACUGUUUACCGACUGAAUUGAGAUACCUCAUUCGCUUACACUUUGUACAAAAGAUAUCGAGACAUGGUGUUUAUGACCGAUAUGCCAUUCGCUUGGUUUCAACAGAGAGGAAGAAAGAGCCGGGAGUUUUGGGCUUGUUUGAGUCAGCUUUGCUCUGAGCAGAGGAAACGGCUUUUUUGUGUUGUGGACCGAAGCAGGAAUGUCAAACGCAGCCAGGAUACACGAUGGAUGCAGUACAGUCCGACGAUGACCUCCCCCAGUCAACGGCUUACGGCCUUUCAAGGUUUCUCCGUGCCUGGUCACAACAGGGGUUCAGCCCCCAACAGGUCACAAAGUCUAACGGUCAUGCAUGGAGUUUUGAGCACAACCAUGAUGCACGCCUGACUUGUACAGAACAAUUCGGCCGUUUGCAGGAGGCCAGAGUACGGGCGCUUACGCAUGGCUUACGCAUGCACUGAGAUGCUGUGUGACUGUUGUGUGGAAGACGAGGCUGACUGGGUGAUUGGAGUCAUCAACGAGGCUGAGCAUUUCCGCCUGCAUUCCUGGUCGAGCCCACUGGACAAGGCAGUACGGCUCAAGCCUCGAGCGAUCGACGAAGCUGUUCGAUCGACGAGAAAUAAUCUAAUACAAUAAUAUCUAAUGAACUUUGAACAACUCA
Exophiala xenobiotica is the source of this 2786-nucleotide messenger RNA. RefSeq lists its product as uncharacterized. Gene Ontology annotation, biological process: sphingolipid biosynthetic process; inositol phosphoceramide metabolic process. The transcript is spliced from 2 exons. Lineage: Eukaryota; Fungi; Ascomycota; Eurotiomycetes; Chaetothyriales; Herpotrichiellaceae. Gene Ontology annotation, molecular function: inositol phosphoceramide synthase activity. The coding region runs from base 377 to 1648 and encodes 423 amino acids. The record is from RefSeq and is a predicted model, not a curated record. Gene Ontology annotation, cellular component: inositol phosphoceramide synthase complex.